GGAGACAGCAGACGCGAUUCCUCCGAGUCGACCGAUUUCCAUCGCCGAAGAGCGCCAACUGUGGGCGCGGACGCGUUCCAAACGCCAUGGCCUGAUGUCGAGCAAAGCCUAUGGCAUGCUGAAGUCCUUCUCCGGGCAGGGCCCUGGCUUGCCGCCCUUGCCCUCGAAGCGGCCAUCUCCACCAGCAGGCUUUCCAGCCCCUGCCGGCUCAGCGACCCGAGCGGCGUUGGCCAGGCGCUCCCACUCGGCUUCAGCCCUACGGCACAAAGGUCGCUUGUCUCCACUGAAGGUGGCGGCGCGGACCGAAGGGAUGGCCUCCACGGAGCCGACCCGCCUGUGUCACGCGUCCUCCAAAGUGCUGGACUUGGCGCGACAAGCCGAAGAGGUUCUCCAGGUUGGCGAUUGGUCGGUGAGAAAGCUUCCCGACAACCCUGAGCUUGCUUUCGUCUACUUGAAUGAGCGAGAGGGCCGUGUUGAGGUCCAGGCACCCCAGCAAGUCAUCGACGAGCUCGAGGCCGAAGGCCGAGAAGAGGAAGGUCCUGAUGAUCCUGAUGUCGAGACCGCUGAGGAACCGCUCUACCGACGGAUCUUGCUGGGUGCCAAGACGGAGGUGCCUUUGCGCAUGGCUCGAGAUAUUCUGGAAGCCAUCCGUGAAGAUCCCAGCAUUUUUGAGCAGCUCCAAGGUCGCUUUUCGGAUCUGCCGGAGGAGUCAUUGCUGAGCCUUGAAGAUGGUUUGGGGGAGGAGUUGGAAGCUGUGGCCCUUCAGAUGCAGCCAGGAGAGGUCUCAGAGGUUCUUGGCACCGAGGCCGGCAUGCAGAUCCUCUUGAGGGUUCAGUGAGAAUUCAGCGGCUUAGUCCACUCCAGGGUUCACUUGCGGAGAGUCACCCUGGUUCACUGAGUGGCAGGAACCGUCCAUGUGUUUGCAUUGAGCACCUAUGAGUUCUUGCAAGAAUGUCACAUUGUGUUUGUUGUUUUUCUGUUUUUUGGACAUGCAAGUGAAUUUGUUGAACACGUGCACAUAGGGGGAUCAUCCCUGGCGGUCUUUGAACUGCUUUGUGGGGUGCCACAUGAUUCCAAUCGUUGGAACCUUGCUCGCAAAAGUGUCCCUCGCUCA
Messenger RNA from Durusdinium trenchii, 1114 nucleotides. The record is from the annotation of a GenBank genome assembly. NCBI's taxonomy places the organism in Eukaryota, Dinophyceae, Suessiales, Symbiodiniaceae.